ACACACUUACGUCAAAAAAAUUUAUCGUGGUAUUGAAACGUCACUAAAGCCUACGAAAAUUUAUCACAAUCACAACGACGAGAGAUAAAAUAAUACAGGACAGGGUAAAAAUUAAUAUAAGAAUUUGUUCGGAAACCAAUAAGAGGAGAGAGUAACAACCGCAAGAAGACAAGAACAAUCAGUUGCCGUAGAUACAGACACCAGUGUACAUAUUUCAUUCAAAUCGGAUAAUUGUUAUCCAUUUAACUGUUUGUUUUAUAAAUUAAUAAAUUAUUUAUUUAUAAUUAAAUUAUAAUAAUGGCACCAAAACAAAGAAUGCGCAUUGCUAACGAAAAAGCAACCAAGAACAUUACACUACGUGGUAAUGUUCCUAAAUCAUCGAAACCACAAGAAGAAGGAUCACCAGUAGGACCUUGGCUACUUGCUCUGUUCAUCUUUGUCGUCUGUGGAUCAGCUGUAUUUCAAAUUAUCCAGAGUAUCCGGAUGGCAUAAAUAAUUAACAAUUAAAGAAAAAACAUGACGAGCCAACAUCGAUAUUAA
Microplitis mediator is the source of this 540-nucleotide messenger RNA. Its product is annotated as stress-associated endoplasmic reticulum protein 2. The coding region runs from base 298 to 492 and encodes 64 amino acids. Lineage: Eukaryota; Metazoa; Arthropoda; Insecta; Hymenoptera; Braconidae. The record is from RefSeq and is a predicted model, not a curated record. Gene Ontology annotation, biological process: endoplasmic reticulum unfolded protein response. Gene Ontology annotation, cellular component: endoplasmic reticulum. The transcript is spliced from 3 exons.